GCCACAAACAACGUAACCCUGACCACUUCCAACCCAACCUAACCUCACUUAAUCUAACACUAUUAAAGUAAUUGUGUGGUAACUGUGCCCCGAAAUGUCUUUUUGUCGGCACGCGGCGCUCCGGGCGACCCGCCUGGUCCUGCGCCAGGUCCAAACGCCCCAAAUAACCGAAACUCGCAAUAUCAAGCGUUGGGUGGCCCCCGUGCUCAAACAACUGAAACGUCGGAUGGACCAAGUGGGGCCCGAGGCCCCCACCCCACGCUCCAGUUACCUAGAAUGGAACUACGAGGCUGAAAUUUUCGCGUUUGGUAAACGACUAAGGGAAGAAUUUGACCGUAAAGUACUGAAACAGGCGCUCACGCACCGGUCUUAUGUCACUCGUGAGGAGGACAAGGCCAAGGAGAAGGGUUUAGAGUUUGAGACAAUUGAGUGCAAUCAUCAAUUGAUUAAACAAGGGGGCGCGUUAAUUUCGCAAUGUGUGCGAAACGAGCUCGGGGGUAAGUACCCGAAGGACGUCGUGGAGGCGCUCCAUGGCCACUUAACCACCGUUGAUAUGUUGGCACACGUGGGGCUGCAUUUGGGGCUCAAGGAUAUCGUUCAGACAGCUGAAUUUCCCGUGGAAAAUGAGACACUUGCUGACACGUUCAAGGCCGUGGUUGCCGCCUUGGAGGUGUCUCAAGGCCAGGAGAGGGUACAACUUUUCGUGAAAGAUUUUUUGCUAAGUCAAUUGAACGGUAAAGACGUUUACGAUGUUUGGGCCCCCGAUAGCCCCCUUGACUACUUGCGGUCGCUUUUGCCAAAGCAGGAGAUUGAGUCCCGUUUGUGUAACAAAUCGGCCGUUAAUACAAUUCUCGCAAAUUAUCAAGUGGGGCUAUACUGUAAUAAAAAAUUGCUGGGGCUUGGAUGGGGCGAAAGCGUCGAAAUCGCCAAAGACACGGCCGCCCUGGACGCUAUACAAAGACUCAGUUACGGAAAAUAAUCAAUUAGUACCAUAAUACAAUAAAUAAUAUCAUAAA
This is a messenger RNA of Tribolium castaneum (red flour beetle), 1016 nucleotides long. RefSeq names its product mitochondrial ribosomal protein L44 (gene mRpL44). The record is from RefSeq and is a predicted model, not a curated record. Gene Ontology annotation, molecular function: double-stranded RNA binding; ribonuclease III activity. The transcript is spliced from 3 exons. Bases 95 to 979 code for a protein of 294 amino acids. Lineage: Eukaryota; Metazoa; Arthropoda; Insecta; Coleoptera; Tenebrionidae. Gene Ontology annotation, biological process: RNA processing.